Messenger RNA from Coregonus sp. 'balchen', 371 nucleotides. The record is from the annotation of a GenBank genome assembly. NCBI's taxonomy places the organism in Eukaryota, Metazoa, Chordata, Actinopteri, Salmoniformes, Salmonidae.
AUGAUGACCAUUUGGACAGUUCAGAUGGGGGGACCGUUCCAAUCCUCAUUUGGUAGGACACAUUCAUUCAACAUGUGCCAUCCCCGGACUGCAGGGAAUAUAUAAUGUUGUAAGUCAUCUCUUGCACUCCCAUAAUAAAAUGAUGUAAUGAACUCAACAGGACGAGUUAAUGUUCUCUAAUGCAGCAAAUGUAAUCCUUUUCUAGAGGCAGAUGAUCACCAUAGCUUGGAGGACAGCCCGAUACACCUACAGCAGCCAGGAGGGAGGAUUGUGUCACUAACCCAGGCCGGAGGACAAAGACUAAGAGGCUGAGCAUGCAGGAGAAACUGGCCAUGGAAUUUCAUGAGCGCAAACUAAUGUAUUUCAAAUAA